AUGAACAAAGUGCAUUUAUGGUUACAGGGAGACAUCGAGGGGGUGAAUGCAGAGGCAAACGACAGGAAGCUGCUUUACGAGGAGUGGGCCAGCUACAGCGUCUUCUACAAGUACCAGCCCAUCGGACUCAUAAGGAAGUAUUUUGGGGAGAAGGUGGGACUAUAUUUCGCCUGGUUAGGAGUCUACACACAGAUGCUGAUCCCUGCAGCCAUCGUCGGAGUCAUCGUGUUCCUCUACGGCUGUGCCACUGUCGAUGAUAACAUACCGAG
This is a messenger RNA of Notothenia coriiceps (black rockcod), 269 nucleotides long. RefSeq names its product anoctamin-1-like. The transcript has 3 exons. The annotation marks the transcript as partial. Lineage: Eukaryota; Metazoa; Chordata; Actinopteri; Perciformes; Nototheniidae. Gene Ontology annotation, molecular function: protein dimerization activity; intracellularly calcium-gated chloride channel activity. Gene Ontology annotation, cellular component: plasma membrane. The record is from RefSeq and is a predicted model, not a curated record. Gene Ontology annotation, biological process: chloride transmembrane transport.